AUGGCGAUGAAAGGCAAGCUUUGUUUAGCUAUCUUCCUCUUCUUCCUGUUAGCCUUAUGUUCAAACUUAGCCAUGGCCACAGAAAAAAAAGUGGUAGAAGACCCUGAGCUCAAAACGUGUAAACACCAGUGCAAACAGCAGCGGGAAUACAGUGAGGAUGACAAGCGCAUAUGCAUGCAAAUGUGUGAUAAGUAUCGUGAGAUGAAGCAAAAACGAGAGAAACAAAUAGAAGAGGAAAUUCGUAGGAAGAAAGAGCAUGAGAUGGAGGAAAAAGGUAAUCACCAUCAUCAUCACAGUGAAGAGGAGGAGGAAGAAGAAGAAGAAGAAGAAAAGGAAGAAAAGGAAAAUCCCUACGUUUUUGAAGAUAACGAUUUUGACACCAGAGUUGAUACAGAGGAUGGCAGAGAAUGUGUACUACAAAAGUUCACCAAAAAAUCCAAGUUUCUUCAAGGCAUUCAGAAUUUUCGUUUGGCCAUUUUAGAAGCUAACCCACGUAGUUUCGUGUCUCCACGCCACUUUGAUUCUGAGGCUGUUUUCGUGGACGUGAAGGGGCGAGCUACAAUUGGCUUGGUGAUUGAAGACAAAACAGAAAGAUUCAACCUUGAACCUGGAGACAUCAUGAGGAUACCAGCUGGGACCCCUGUAUACGUGGUUAAUAGAGAUGCGAAUGAAAAGCUCUUCAUUGCACAAUUCCAUUUACCUGUCUCUACUCCUGGAAAUUUUGAGGCAUUUUUUGGGCCUGGAGGGAAAGACCCAGAAUCAGUCCUCAAAGCAUUCAGCUGGGAUGUCCUCGAAGCUGCACUUCAAACCCCUAGAGGAAGGUUAGAAGGGCUUUUUAGUAAACAGAAGAAGGGAAGUAUAUUCAAAAUAUCCAAUGAACACGUGCAAGCAUUGGCCCCCCAGACAGGGUUUUGGCCUUUUGGGUCAUCGAGGGAUCCAUUCAAUAUUUUCAGCAAGAGUCCCACUUUCUCCAACCAAUAUGGUCGUCUCUUUGAAGUUGGUCCUGAUGAUAAAAAGAGCGGUCUUCAAGGACUCAAUUUCAUGCUUACCUUCGCCAACAUCACCAAGGGAUCUAUGAGUACUCUGCAUUACAACUCACAUGCAACCAAGAUAGCACUGGUAAUUGAAGGUGAUGGAGAAGGGCGUUUUGAGAUGGCAUGCCCUCAUGUUUCAUCAUCAAAGUCACACUCAUCAUAUCAUAAGAUCAGUGCAAGAUUGAGGACUGGAGUGGUGUUUGUUGUUCCUGCUGGUCAUCCCUUCGUUACCAUAGCUUCAAAGAAAAGUAACCUGCUGAUUCUUUGCUUCGAGGUUAACGCUCGAGGGAACAAGAAGCUUAAUUUUGCGGGGAAGAGGAACAUUGUGAGUGCACUGGACAAGAAUGCAAAGGAGCUGGCAUUUAACUACCCUGCGGAGAAGGUGGAUGAGAUCUUCAACAGGGAUGAGCAAUUCUUUUUCCCUGGACCUUACACUUUCGAGGAGAGCGAGGACAGUGGUCGUGCUUAUGCUUAA
Messenger RNA from Gastrolobium bilobum, 1509 nucleotides. RefSeq names its product sucrose-binding protein-like. Bases 1 to 1509 code for a protein of 502 amino acids. The record is from RefSeq and is a predicted model, not a curated record. Lineage: Eukaryota; Viridiplantae; Streptophyta; Magnoliopsida; Fabales; Fabaceae. The transcript is spliced from 6 exons.